Stegodyphus dumicola is the source of this 1473-nucleotide messenger RNA. Its product is annotated as ribosome biogenesis protein WDR12 homolog. Gene Ontology annotation, molecular function: protein binding. Lineage: Eukaryota; Metazoa; Arthropoda; Arachnida; Araneae; Eresidae. The record is from RefSeq and is a predicted model, not a curated record. Gene Ontology annotation, biological process: ribosome biogenesis.
CAUACAGAAAGACUUAGUGAGUGCAAAACAAGAUAUUUUUGUCUAAUUGGUGUGUCUAUCUAAGAUUGCUUUGUUAUUUAAAUUAUGGCGGCGGAGCUUCAAAUUAGGCUUGUAACGAAACAGCCCGAAUAUGCAAUUCCAGAUUCUGUAUUUUCUGUUCCUGGAUCUGUAUCUGUUAAAGAGUUGAACACAUUAGUAAAUUCUGUAUUAAAAGGAACUGAACCCCAAAACUACAGGGAUGAAGAGUUUGAUUUCUUACUACUUGGAGAAUUGCUGCGUUUACCUAUAUUGGAGCAUUUAGUAGUUAAAAAUUGCUCAACGGAAGAAGUUCUUGAAAUUGAGUACUUUGUGAAAUAUCCAUCACCUUCUCCGGAGAAUAGUUUAAUCCAUGAUGACUGGGUUAGCAGUGUUAAUACCAUGGGAAAGUGGAUAUUAUCUGGCUGUUAUGAUAAUACUGUUCAUAUAUGGACUGUUGAAGGAGACCACAAGCUGACUAUUCCUGGACAUUCCGCACCUGUUAAAUCAGUUGCUUGGCUUAAGAAUGGAGAGUCUGUCAGUUCAUUCGUGAGUGCUUCACAUGAUGAAACUGCCAUGCUUUGGCAGUGGAACCAUCAUACAAACGCUGUAGAGUGUAUCCAUGUGUGUAAAGGACAUGCUCGAAGUGUUGACUGUGUAUCAGUUAGUCCAGCUACCAACAGGUUUGCCACUGGUUCCUAUGAUCAGAUGUUGAAAAUAUGGUCUGCAGAUGAGGAGAGUGAAAAUGCUGGUGGAGAUGACGAUAAAAAAAGAUUUAAAUCCGAUAACAUGAAAACAAAAGUUAAGAUUCCUCUAAUGACCUUAAGUGGCCAUACAGAUGGAAUAAGUGGUGUACAAUGGAUUGAUACAAAUGAAGUUAGUACAUGUGGCUUAGACUGCACUCUUCGGAUAUGGGAUGUGGAACUUGGGGGUCUUAAAAGUCAGUUAAAUGGUUCUAAAGCAUUUCUUGGAAUAGCAUAUUCUCCAAUAUCGAGGCUCAUCAUUUCAGGUUCUUCCGAUAGACACAUACGACUGUGGGAUCCCAGAGCCAAAGAUGGCACCCUUGUGAAAUCUGUAUAUUCAUCACAUAAACUUUGGGUAACAUCAGUAGCUUGGUCACCUGUUGCUGAGCACCAGUUUGUCUCAGGAUCAAUGGACUGUUUAACAAAACUGUGGGAUAUUAGAAGCCCUAAAGCUCCUUUGUUCGAUAUAUCAGGACACGAAGACAAAAUAUUCGCAGUUGACUGGUCUGUGAAAGAUUAUAUCGUCAGUGGAGGUGCUGAUAAUUACAUCAAACUAUAUAAAUUUAAGGGGACUUUGAAAUCCUUGAUUAUGUAAUUCCAGAUGCUUUGUUCUACAGAUUGUUUUACAGAAUUUCAGUGUAUAAAUUCUUCCUUAUUUGCUAGUAAAGACAAAAAGAAGUUUUAAAGAUCUUAGAGAUCCUCACAUGGAUGCUUC